AUGCUGUCUCUUAACCUCCUCGAGAGCAUCGCUGCUUUCUUCCGCCCAGCAAGCCCAACAACCCCGGAAGGAGCCCCCUGCUCCUCCCCAGGCAGCUCUUCCUCCAAGAGCUGCACCCAUCCCCCUGCUGUAAAACAGCUACAGCCCAAGCAAGAAGCCACCGAACCCGUCCUUUGCCGACGUUACGUGUAUUUCAAUGCGCGCGCUCAAAAGAGCGACCAAUCUUCCACUACCACUUCUUCUUCUACUACCACUACUUCCAUCGAGACAGCCGCUACCACAAAAGACUCUCGUGAACUAUCUGCUCCGGAUAACAAGACCCUUUCUCGCGGCAUGUCCCCUGCCGAGGCAGCUUCUACCACCGAUUAUGAUUGUACCCCUGAAUUGCUUGCCGCCAACCCAAACGGCGAGCAGCAAACGUCUAUUCCAAACCAGGAUGCUACUGUGAAGAUCAGUGCUUCUAUGUCCUGGCGCGGCCGUCUCCAUCACAAAAGCUCUCGACGGUUUGCCGCGGUUAAAAAUGCGCUUCUCCAUCGUCGUCCCCCUCCAGAUGUUCCGGACAUCCAGGAACAGGAACAGAGAAAAGUAAGCGAUAAGACGGUUGGUUCUGAGAACACCGUGUGUCGCCGGCCCUCUCGACGAGAGGAUUCUCCCAUCGCCAUGCAAAGCCGCAGUCAGCCUGACGAUGAUAUACUACAACGCACAUCUACAGAGAAGAUAAAAAUACCAAAGAGCCGCCCGAUCCCAGAGUACAGCUUUCGAGAUUUCAGCGGUAUCACGCAAGGCUCUGGCUGCUCAGAGUACACGCCCCCCCCAUUAUGCUCUUUACCUAGCUAUAUGCUCCACCAGCGGCUGUUCUCCAACAUGGGCAUGCAGAAUCGGCAAGAAAGAGCGUUUGACGAUUUUAACCAUCUUGCUGAGUUUCAUCAAUUUUACAGUCUUAUUCCGCCUGAGCACGACCCGAUCAACAUGCAGGAGGUGGUUCAGCCAAAACCGUCAAAAAGAAAAGCCAUUCUCCACAAAGUUCGAAGUAUGCGUUCUGGGUUUCGCCUCAGAGCGACUCAGCAAGGCCCAACUCUACGACGAGUCAAGACAUUCACGGGGCUGUCUAGUCAGUUUUAUAGUAUGGAUUCAUUGAAGGGCAAGAGUUUGGAAACUCUAGCUCGAUUGGGUGGCUACAGUGUUCUCACGUUUCCUGGGGACUUUGUGCCAGCGUUGAUGAGACUUCCGGCAUGCCUAGUCUCGAUGAUUGAUUAUUUGCGCCUUUAUGGCGCAAAGUCACGCAACGUCUUCUUCGACCCGGGAGAUAUGACAGUUGCCUCUCGCAUUUACGAGCACUUUGCCAGUCAGGUGCUCUCUGUGGAAAAGGAACAAGACAUUGUCGACGUUACCAUGCGGAAGAGUGAAUUUCCUUGCGAGGCAGUGGGGUUUGGGUCUGAAGAAGAAUCGUUUUUACGCGGACGCUUCCAUGUUCUUCCCGUGGCAUGGGCGUUUAAACAUGUGCUUGCGGGCAUACCAGGCGGGAUUUUGGGCUCGCCUCGACUAUAUCUUACGCUUAUUGAUCUAAGCAGGCGUAUGUUUCCGGACGAACCACCGGAUCUGCCAGAGGGACACUUGUAUUGGUCUCGGCCAGCAAUGUCGCAGACGAGGGUGCGAGCGAUUGCGCUGGCGAUUUUGGCGUUGACGAGCGACAUGCAGCUUGAUUUGAUCUGCGCGGUGUUUGGACUGUGCUCGCUGCUCGACUACGCGACUAGCCAGUUGAUCGAGGACUACAUAGGGAGGGAUGUUCCUGUGGAGGCAUGGGCGGCGGGGCUGUUGACACGGCAGCGAAUCGUGCAGGCGUUUGCGCCGUUGCUAGCCGGGGAGUUGUUUGCCGUUCGCAAGGGGGAUUCCAACAGCGAGGCGUUUUUUGUGAUGAGCGUGAUGAUGGUGAACUGGCGGGCGGUAAGCCGGCAGCUGCGUGCUUUUGAUGGAUGA
Molecule: messenger RNA, 1977 nt
Organism: Talaromyces rugulosus
Lineage: Eukaryota; Fungi; Ascomycota; Eurotiomycetes; Eurotiales; Trichocomaceae
Exons: 6
Coding region: 1-1977 (658 amino acids)
Source: RefSeq, a predicted model, not a curated record